Molecule: messenger RNA, 1376 nt
Organism: Vigna unguiculata (cowpea)
Lineage: Eukaryota; Viridiplantae; Streptophyta; Magnoliopsida; Fabales; Fabaceae
Biological process (GO): lipid metabolic process
Source: RefSeq, a predicted model, not a curated record
AAAGGUUCUUCAUUACGUAAGAGUUAAGACUAAUAAAGACUUUCCUUUGCACUUUUUCUGUUCUGGCUAAAGUCUUUGGUAGAUUUUUGUUCAUGAAAGCUAGACCCCCUCUUUGAUUAUGAACCAUUCCUUGCAUCAACCACAAGGCACUCCCAAGUUCCAGCAAGGAAUCACUACUACCACCUUCCUUCCAUUAUUCUGUUCAUCGUUUCUUUUCACAGAAAAAGAUUUUCUUUUCUCGGGGGAUCAUGAACUGAAUUGCAUGUUUUUUUUGGCUUGAUUAUACGACAUUCAGAGUGUUGCCCUGUAACUUUUGAAGUACUGAGUUUUGUUACAGGAACCAUGGAGGGGAGAAUGGCACUCUUGUUUCUUUUUGUAUUGGCUGCUACCUGGGCUUGUGAUGCAAGAGAACUGGCAAAACGUGGUCAAUUGAGCAAACUAAGCAGAAAACCAGAUGUGUGUGCACUUUGUGAGGAAUACACUUCCAAGGCACUUGAUUAUCUAAAUGAAAACAAUACUCAGCAAGAGAUCAUUGAUAUUCUCCACAACACUUGCCACCAGCUUCCCCCUUUUAAUCAGAAGUGCAUUACUUUGGUGGACUAUUAUGCUCCUCUUUUCUUCUUAGAAAUAGCUUCGAUUCAGCCUCAAGAGUUCUGCCAAAAGAUCCAUAUCUGUCAUCUCAUUUCAUAUAUUUCCUCACACGUUCAAGAAGAUAGCUGCGGCUUUUGCAAUGAUGCUGUUUCAACUCUAUUGGCUAAGUUGAAAGAUAGUGAUACUAAGCCAGAGAUAAUUGAGACAGCACUGAAGGUGUGUAACUCAGUGGAGAAGUAUGCAAAUAAGUGCACAAGAAUGGUUUUGCAGUAUGGACCCUUGGUUUUUGACAGUGCAGAGAAAUUUCUGGAAAACACAGAUAUGUGCACUGCCAUAUAUGCCUGCAAAUCUUUAAUGAUGGCUGGCCAACAAGCCUUUCUUCUUUGAGACUCUUAUGGAAACAACGUUCUAACAGAGUUGUGGUGUACUCGUUGCAGAAGAUUGCCAAAUACAUAGCAACACAUUGAGGAGAGUAAAAGUUGAUACAUUAUCAGUAUCAAAUUUUUAAUACAGCAUAUCAAGUUAUUGUCUGCAUAUAUCAUUGAAAAAUUCAAGACUUUCUAUGUAGCGGUUGUGAUACUCAUGCAUGUUUAAUUAUUUGACAGUACAUUUACAAGCAGUGAUAUAUCCAGAAAUUUUAAUCACUGAGGAAAUACUCAUAUAUAAAAUUGUUGCAUUAAAAGUAUAACAUUACAUCUUUAGGAGUAUAAAUAUGCAUCACAAUUGUUAUAGCAAGUGAAUGUGGAUAUAUGUAUUUUCUUAAAAUACAAGUACAAAGAGUUAUU